AUGAUUGUCCUCACAGAGUCAGCAUCUGACGUGAUGCACGAAGAGUUCAACAGCUCGUUGCAUCUUGCUAGCGGCGUGUUUGUGUUGUGGGCUUGGUACUUGGCCGUCUUCAAAGCCCUAGUCUCCCAGGACAAAGCAGCUUUGGAGCUUUUGUGGGAGUGUGGCUGCACUGUCACGAUACAGGUUCGCUUGUGUUCCAGCGCAGGGGAGAUUGCGAAGAGUCGCAAUCUUGCUUCAGAGAAAGUGAAGGCACUCGGGCACCCUGGCCUGUCCGACACCUUUUGGACAUUUGCAAGGACUGUCCAGCUGCUCAAGGUCGAAAAAGUCCAGGAUGGUGAGGAACAGAACUUGAGGUACAACAACGCCUUGUACAACAAGGCCUUACACCAGGCUGCCACAGCAGCUGUUGCAGUGCUGCGGGGUCCAUCCGGUCCCGUGGAGAAGGCUGCCCGGAGAUUGGAGCGGGAAUUUGGGCGGGGCAUCUUGAGCAGUCAGUACUCGAAGUUGAGCAAGCUGUUAUCGCUGACCAACAAGCUCGCAUCUGCUACCAGAAACGCUGUAGACCUGGCGGCCUGGAUGAUGGACUCCUUGACGCUGGCCCUGCGCAUGAACAUGGUCACGCCAGCUAAAUGCACCGAGAAGUUUCUGGAUCGAGUCUUCGAUUAUGCAGCAAAGCUGGCGAACAAGUUGCCUGAGCCGGACAAGGUUAAGCUGACAGGGAUUUUGGCUGAACUCCGUUGCCCUUCCACAUGUGGGGAGAAAUAUCUCUGCCAUGCUGAUGCUGAUCAAGGGGCUGCUGGAGAGGACGACAUGGACGGCGAGGACCCAGAGGACGUGGAGCGCCCUGUUCCGCAGUCCAAGAUUGGAGCUGUUAAAGAGGGUUUCAACAAAGCCAUUGGCAUGCUUUUGGAUUUGCUGCUGGAGCUGAUGUCGGGGAAGUACUACAAGGAUUGCUGCAUGCUGGCUUCGAGUGAAGAUGGCCUUGCAAAGGCAUUGACAGCUGCACAGCUUGGAAGCUCGGAUGACACGGAGCACGAGGAGCCAUGUGCGCUUAUCACUCAGAUGAAGAUCAAUGUCGACAAGUUCGACAACAGCACGAAGUCCGUUGGUGCCACAUCUGCGGCUCCUGCUCCGAGUUUGCUCCAAAGCCUGGCCAAGGCUUCUGAAGCUGACACACCCGAGGAAUGUGUCGAGCGUGAGCGGCAGUGGAAGGCGGUGCAAACGGAACGCCGCAAGUUCGUGUCGUUCUCGGUACCGAACAAGAUCUCGAAGGACUGCCUAGUCAAUGCGUUCAGAGGUUGCGGCAAGGUCUUCACGCACAAGGGCACCUUAAACUCUUCGCACCGCCCGAUCGUUGCCAGUGCGGAUCUCUUGGCAGAGGCUGGUACCGACCCGUGGCUCAAGGGCACUCCGCCAAGCGAGGAAUGGAAAGAGAUCUGUGCCUUUGCCAAAGACAUUUCUGGGCCCGAGGAUUUCGUCGUACUCUUCGACGGCAGAAUGCCGGAAAUUCGCCGCGUGUCCGAAGACCUCCUGCUGCACCAGCAGCACACCGAGGAGUGCACCAUCGUGUACUCAGGUGGGUGCCCGCCGAGAACUGGUCGCACUCGCCGCGUUCCGCUGGCUGCAAAGAAGGUGGAGACAGGAGCGGUUAAGUUCCCGGUCGCACGCACCAACAUUCAGACGACGAAGAAAGGCUCCUUCACAGUCUGCGGCGAGGCUUCUACGUACCAAGGCACUUACUCAGGCGUGGAGUACCGUGCGGUUUCUGAAAUGCCCCUCGUGGCUGCAGACACCAAGAAGAAGAUCAUUGCUCCGGCAACAACCGGCGACCUCCCGACACCGCCAGAGGACUGGCAGGAUCGCCACGGCUCCGACGUACCCUUGUUCUGGAACGAGUCGAAGCCGAUAGCAUAUUGGAAUGCCAUCAUUGAGGAGUUUUUGCGCGGCCUCAACAAGGAGCACAUGUCGUGGGUCCAGGCGGUUGCUGAUCGCGCAGCUUGCGGAAUGAUGGCUUUGGAGGGAUCCACUCUUUACUCGGACGAGAAUGCCAAGGCGGUGAAGAAGCAUUUCCCGCACGUUCUGGAGAGCUUGUCCAACCAAGACGACCAGGACGAGGCCUACCAGACGCCUCUGGGGCAAAACCAGUCUCGAGACGGCUUCUCGUCGGAUGCCCCGGGGGCUCGAAGGGCCUUCGUCAUCUGGUUCCAGGAAAACUCCGAAGUCAAGAAAGGCGCUCCCAAGCACGAGUUUCUCAAUGAGAUGAAGCAUCUUGGCGCAGUCUGGCAGGGCAUGACCGACAAGCAGAAGGCACCAUUCAUGGCGAGGAGCAAAGAUGAGUUCAUGGCUCAGCGAAGUGCACUGGCCGUUCUUGGCAUCAGGAUGCGGGGCUCCACGACCAGUGCGGGCGGCCCCGACGAGGCGAAGGCCCCCCCUGCCGCUGACGAAUCUGGCGGUCGCGUUGGCCCAUUUGAGCUUAAUGGUGCAAGGGCUCCAAUUGGAGGCGGAGCCUAUGGCAGUGUCUACAGUUGCCAGCAUCCGCAAAGCGGCCUUAACGUGGCGGUGAAGGUUUAUCGUGGCUCCGAUGGCCCCGCGGAUUGCAGGCACGAAGUGGAGCAGAUGAAGCUUCUAAUGAAGGCCGUUCCGCAGCAGAAGAUGAUGUGGUUCCCGCUUCUUGUCAGCUCGGGUGUCACGGGCAGACCUUGGCCAUGGAUGGCUACUAGCCUAUGUGGGCCCAGCCUGGCAACCGCACUUCGAAAUCCUGCUGCGCAUGGCAAGCCGAGGACGUGGUCUGUGGCAGCUCAGCUGAGAAGUGCACUGCAGACCUUGCAUGACGCAGGCAUCCUACACUUGGAUGUGAAACCUGGCAAUGUGCUUUGGUGCCCUUGCACAGAUCAGGUGCAGGUGUGCGACUUCGGCAUGAGUGAGAACAUGGCACGGCUCCAGAAGGCUUCUCAGGCUCCCAGGUUCCUGCAGUAUGUCACGGCUGCCUAUCGACCUCCGGAUCUGUGGCCCGCUCGUGUGAAUGGCGAUGGAGACUGCGGUGUCAGAAAGCAGCUGCUGACUGCAGCUGUGGAUAUGUGGGCCUAUGCUUGCGUGGUGUUUGAGGUGGAGACCGGGAAUCCCUUCAUGCCCAAGGGGGAGGCCGGACUGAGAGCGUGGUGCAAGCAGUGGCCCGAGCUGUGGAAAACACGCAGCGACUUAGCCAAUUGCCCCUCUGCAAGUCACACGUGCUGCACAAAGGUGCUUCGAGCCGGUAAAUGGGGGCUGUUUGUGUUGGUCGGCUGUGCUCCAGACCCCGGAAAGCGGCGGUGGCCGGAGCUCUGUCUGAAUCAGAAAUGA
This is a messenger RNA of Symbiodinium sp. CCMP2592, 3339 nucleotides long. Lineage: Eukaryota; Dinophyceae; Suessiales; Symbiodiniaceae. The record is from the annotation of a GenBank genome assembly.